AUGUGGGGAAGAGCACAGUGGGAAACAGGCAUCAAACGGGAGGCGGAUUUCUCUGCCAGCUACCAUGCAGUGAAUGGUUUAGUCACUGGCUGCGUGAACAAUGACGCGGUAUGCCAGAAGACAGCACGGAAGGGCGGUAUCCUAUUGACUCGUCGUUUUAUGGUUCAGGAACGUGCACAAAAGGUCUUUAAGCGUGUUGUUGGUGCGUUCGACGAGGCCGUUACCUUCGGGACGAUGCGCUGUCGUGCGCGUUUUCCUGGUUUUCAAAAGGUGACAGAGCUCCCGAAUAAGCAGGAUAUCAAAGUUGGAGCCUUGGUCGUAGUGUAG
Molecule: messenger RNA, 327 nt
Organism: Echinostoma caproni
Lineage: Eukaryota; Metazoa; Platyhelminthes; Trematoda; Plagiorchiida; Echinostomatidae
Source: the annotation of a GenBank genome assembly